AUGCGGUUCGACAGGCAGAUGGUUGCGCUGGCGACGCUGAUGUCGACAUGUGCGCUCGCAGCCCCGCUCGACAAGCGCCUCGCAGCGCCUCGCAAUAAAAGCUACAACGUUGUCAAUGUGGGAGGAGGGAAUUCCCCUUCGCCCGCCCCAGCAACGACUAUUGAAGCGACCAAGACAGUGGCCAUUGUGAAUCCAGGACCCACAGUUGAAGUCACUGUACCGGCUGCCCAGCCUGCAAUUCCUUCUCCCACCAGCAGCGCGAGUUCGCAAAAUACAGGCUGUGCUGCCUCGAGUUCGCCAUCUUCAUCCACUUCGAUAUCGACUACGGCCACGCCAUCGUGUACGAGCGCUUCUUCAUCCUCAUCCAGUGAUCCGACGCCAAACCUGGUUUAUAUCACUGUCACGGUUCCUGCGGACGAAGGACCUUAUUACGACGACGGCAUGUGGCACACCAGGUACAAGAUCAAGACCUUUGAGUCGUAUGCUGCGUUGGCAACGCCUGUGGCGCUGGUUCCGAGUCCGACGAUGCUGCCCGUGUUGGAGACGCCCGGACUGGGAUAUAAUGCGACCACGAAGGCUUGA
Molecule: messenger RNA, 582 nt
Organism: Plenodomus lingam JN3
Lineage: Eukaryota; Fungi; Ascomycota; Dothideomycetes; Pleosporales; Leptosphaeriaceae
Source: RefSeq, a predicted model, not a curated record